UCUGAUGUGCAGAGUCAGUAAAUUUUACACUAAUAUACACUAACAGCAGCAAGAAAAAAAAGGGAGGAGACUUAAAUGGGCUCUCCAAAGGAGAUAAUGAAUGCGGCAUUAUAUGAUCAAGAUCAAGAAAUGGAUAGCUUAAGAAGCAAGUUAUUUAGGUCCGCCAUGAGAGGCGAAUGGGGACAAGUGGUUGAAAUCUACACAACCAACCCAAAAGCAUACGCUGCACAAAUCACAAAAUCCGGCGACACUGCAUUACACUUAGCAGUACGCGACGGUCAAGAAGACACGGUGGCGGAGCUAGUGGAAGUCAUGUCCGGUCACCUGAAAGAAGCCAGAGAGGCACUGAAUGUUGUGAAUGAUAAUAAGAACACCGCUCUUCAUGUUGCUGCGGCGGUGAGGAAUGCUCGGAUGUGCUAUUGCUUAGCUAAUUUGGAUCCGGAUUUGGUGGGUGUUUGUAACGAGGAUAUGGAGACGCCGUUCUUUUGGGCGGCGGUGUUUGGGGAAAAGGAUGUGUUUCUGUGUCUUCAUAGCAUUUGUGGGCAUGAGCUUGGCCGGAAAUAUUAUAGGAAGGCUGACGGUGAUACUAUUCUUCAUGUGGCUAUCAAAGGGGAGUAUUUUGAUUUAGCAUAUCAGAUAAUAUUUCUGUAUGAAGAACUGGUUAAUAGUCGGAAUGAAGAAGGAAUAACCCCUCUCCAUCUCUUGGCAAAUAAGCCUAGUGCUUUUCAAAGCUGUACAUACCUUGGAGGCUACAACAAAUUCAUAUAUCCUUGUAUAUUUGUUGAUGAGCUUAAGGUGGACCAAAUGAUUGAUCAACCAUGGGUGGAUACAAUAUUAUCCAACAAAAAUAACAAGCAUGCAGCUUAUCCAGAGAAUUAUGAAACGUGUCUGAAUAUCCUUUGGUUGCCAAAGAAAUUUGUGAAAUUUGUUUCAACUGGGAAGUGGCAGUGGUGGCAUAGAGAUUUAGAGUUAGAAGGAGAUACAGAGAGCCAACAAGGAAAAAAGUCAAAAAAGAAAGGUGCUAUAAGAAGGCGAUCACUUCCUUCAAAUUACUACACAUGCUUCGACAUCUUAAAGUUCGCGUCCAAGGCAAUGCUAGUGAUACUGGGCUUGGGGUCAAUGGAGAUAAAGAAGCUGGAGAAGAAGAAAGAGAAGCACACCUGGUCAGUCCAAAUCAUGGACGAGCUUCUUCAACGAGCUGUUAUGUAUGAGUACGAGUGCACCGGAGGAGGAAAGAGCCCGCAGCUAGUAACCUCGUUUGAAGAAUUGCCCAAUCCACAUACCACAGAAACACAUGGUGCUGAUAGCAAAACAAGCAUCAACGCAAAAGAAAAUAAGAGUAAGGAUUUUAAAGAUGAAUCGGUCAUACUAAUUGCAGCAAAGAAUGGAAUCACAGAAAUGGUGGAGAAAAUAUUAGAUAUAUACCCAGUAGCAAUUCAUGAUAUGAACUCAGAGAAGAAGAACAUCGUGCUAUUGGCAGUAGAAAACAGGCAACCCCAUGUUUAUGAACUUCUAUGGAAGAGAGAAGUUAUGAGAGCCAGCAUUUUUCGCAAGGUUGACGACAAUUGGAAUAGCGCACUGCACCUUGCUGCCAUGCUCGGCGACUCCAAGCCCUGGCGUAUCCCAGGCGCUGCUUUGCAAAUGCAGUGGGAGUUCAAGUGGUACCAGUACGUCAAGAACUCAAUGCCACACCAAUUUUUUGCGCCUCGCAACAAGAACAACGAGACCCCGAAGGACAUAUUCUCCAUAACACACCAAGAACUCGUUAGGAGCGGAGGAGAAUGGCUAACACACACCUCCGAGUCAUGCUCAGUGGUGGCUGCACUCAUCGCCACAGUUGCCUUUGCCACAUCAGCCACCGUCCCCGGCGGAGUCAACCAGGAAAACGGCGAGCCAACGCUCGAAAGCCACCCCGCAUUCAACAUAUUCGCUAUAUCAUCUCUUGUAGCUCUGUGCUUCUCGGUGACGGCGGUGGUGAUGUUUCUUUCGAUUCUUACUUCGCGGUACCAAGAAAAGGAUUUUGAGAGCGAUUUGCCGACGAAGUUGUUGGUGGGUUUAUCGUCGUUGUUUGUGUCGAUCGCUGCUAUUUUGGUGUCGUUUUGUGCUGGGCAUUUUUUUGUGCUUAGAGACGAGUUAAAGGUGGCUGCAUUGCCUGUUUAUGCUGUGACAUGUCUGCCAGUGACAUUAUUUGCAAUAGCUCAGUUUCCUCUGUAUUUUGAUCUUCUGUGGGCUACUUUUAAGAAGGUGCCACAACGUAGUUACAUUGUACUGAGUUAGUUUCGGAUAAAUUUCACUUGGUUUCAGAUCAGAUUGUUUCUGUGUUGUAUUUGUAUGGCCGUUGUGAUUAAAAUUUAUAAUAUAGUAUGCGGUUUACAAUC
This is a messenger RNA of Mercurialis annua (annual mercury), 2378 nucleotides long. RefSeq lists its product as uncharacterized. The record is from RefSeq and is a predicted model, not a curated record. Gene Ontology annotation, molecular function: protein binding. The transcript is spliced from 7 exons. NCBI's taxonomy places the organism in Eukaryota, Viridiplantae, Streptophyta, Magnoliopsida, Malpighiales, Euphorbiaceae. Bases 76 to 2277 code for a protein of 733 amino acids.